CCCAGUACCCCGGUCCCAUCUUCUCCCUCUCUCUCUUCUCUGUUCCAUUUCAUAUAAGAGAAAGCAAUACCAUACAAAUCCAGAGAGAAUUUGCAGAACAUCUCUGAUUUAGAAUCAGUACCUAUCACUCUCCUCCUCCUCCUUCUUCUUCUUCUUCUUCUUCUUUUUCUUCUCACUGUUCAUAAUCCUCUUACGAGCUUUUUCUAACAAUAACAUGCCUGGGAAUUUAGAGUCCUUGGAUUUGUCUGUACAGAUUCCGUAUCACUUCAGGUGCCCAAUCUCUCUUGAGCUGAUGCGUGACCCUGUCACCUUAUGCACCGGCCAGACCUACGACCGAGCCAGCAUCGAGUCAUGGGUUGCCACCGGCAACACCACCUGUCCCGUCACUCGGGUCCCCCUUACAGAUUUCACCCUCAUACCUAAUCACACCCUGCGCCGCCUCAUCCAAGACUGGUGCGUUGCGAAUCGUUCCUACGGCAUCGAGCGGAUCCCUACUCCGAAGCAACCGGCGGACCCGGCUAUGGUUCGGUCGCUUCUCAACCAGGCCUCAUCUGGGUCUAACCCAGUUCAGUCUCGUCUCACAGCUUUGCGUCGACUCAGAGGACUCGCCCGUGACUCGGACAAGAACAGGUCUGUUAUUUCGUCGUAUAAUGCACGAGAGGUGCUUGUUAAUAUUGUUUUCUCAGAUAUGGAUUCCGAUUCAUCGGAGCUGAACCACGAGGCGCUUGCGUUGUUAGUGAUGUUUCAACUCACGGAGUCUGAAUGCGCGGCAAUCGGGUCGGACCCGGAGCGGGUGAGUUACCUGUCCCGGUUACUUUUCCACGGGUCCGUAGAUGUCCGAGUCAACUCAGCGGCGCUCAUCGAAAUCGUUCUCACCGGGACGAGGUGUUCAGAUCUGCGAGCGCAGAUUAGCAAUGUGGAUGCGAUAUUCGAAGGUGUGAUCGAGAUCUUGAGGAAUCCGAAAUCGAAUCCGCGCGCGCUGAAAGUUGGCAUCAAGGCUUUGUUCGCUCUUUGCUUGGUGAAGCAGACUCGGCACAGGGCUGUUUCCGCCGGAGCGGCGGAGACCCUCAUCGACCGGUUGGCGGAUUUCGACAAGUGCGACGCCGAGCGAGCCUUAGCGACGACGGAGCUUCUCUGCCGUGUGCCGGCGGGCUGCGCGGCGUUCGCGGCGCAUAAUCUGACGGUUCCCCUGCUGGUGAAGACUAUUCUGAAGAUCUCAGGACGCGCGACGGAGUACGCGGCGGGGGCUUUGCUGACGCUUUGCUCGGCGUCGGAACAGAGCCAUAGAGAGGCGGUGAACGCUGGGAUUCUAACGCAGUUGCUGCUUUUGGUGCAGAGCGAAUGUACGGAUAGAGCGAAGAGGAAGGCUCAGUUGUUGCUGAAGCUGCUGUGGGAUUCCGAAGAUUCUAUUGGGAAUUCUGACGAUUUCGCUUGCAGUGAAGUGGCGCCGUUUUGAUGGUGAUUGUUCUUGUUUUUUUUUUUUUUUAGUGUUUAAUUUCUUUUUUUAAUUCUCCUUAAAUUCAAGAAAAUUAAAAUUUUUAUUAGGUAAUUACUUGUGGGUAGUCAAGAAAAUAGAGGGAAAAUUUGGAAUUUAAGGUGGUAGAUUGGUAUAUAGGGAGAGAAUUGUGAUUGUGUAUGUAAUUUUGUAUGUAAGAAUUUUUGUGGAAAGUUGAAGAAAAAGUUUAAAAGCAA
Messenger RNA from Carica papaya (papaya), 1692 nucleotides. Its product is annotated as U-box domain-containing protein 26-like. Gene Ontology annotation, molecular function: ubiquitin protein ligase activity. The record is from RefSeq and is a predicted model, not a curated record. Lineage: Eukaryota; Viridiplantae; Streptophyta; Magnoliopsida; Brassicales; Caricaceae. Gene Ontology annotation, biological process: protein ubiquitination.